CAAAGCCAUUGUAGAUAUCACGCAAUACAAAGCAUCUUGCAAACCUAAUCUCCAUCUCAGAUUUGUGCUUUUCACCUCUAGAAAGAAUCAAUGGCGCCCAAGGCAGAGAAGAAGCCCGCGGAGAAGAAACCAGCCUCCGAGAAGCCGGCGGAGGAGAAAUCGAAAGCCGAGAAAGCUCCGGCGGAGAAGAAACCCAAGGCCGGGAAGAAGCUCCCCAAGGAGGCCGGCGCAGGCGGUGACAAGAAGAAGAAGAUGAAGAAGAAGAGCGUCGAGACUUACAAGAUCUACAUCUUCAAGGUCCUGAAGCAGGUUCACCCCGACAUCGGAAUCUCCAGCAAAGCGAUGGGGAUCAUGAACAGCUUCAUCAACGACAUCUUCGAGAAGCUCGCUGGUGAGAGUUCCAAGCUUGCGAGGUACAACAAGAAACCUACCAUCACUUCCCGGGAGAUUCAGACUGCGGUGAGGCUUGUGUUGCCUGGAGAGUUGGCGAAACACGCUGUCUCGGAGGGAACCAAGGCCGUCACGAAGUUCACGAGCUCUUGAGCUAUGAGUUAGGGUUUUCUCUUUGUUUCGAAUGUCUUAAUUAGAUAAAUGCCAAUGUUUGUUUUCUCAGUUUUCUCGUUUUGUAAGUAUCGCUAUUGAUAUGUUUGGAAUCCUUGUCAUCUCUUUUGUGUCUUUAAUCCUAUGAGUUGCGAUUUGAAUC
Molecule: messenger RNA, 703 nt
Organism: Brassica oleracea var. oleracea
Lineage: Eukaryota; Viridiplantae; Streptophyta; Magnoliopsida; Brassicales; Brassicaceae
Product: histone H2B.11
Exons: 1
Coding region: 91-543 (150 amino acids)
Biological process (GO): nucleosome assembly
Cellular component (GO): nucleosome
Molecular function (GO): structural constituent of chromatin; DNA binding; protein heterodimerization activity
Source: RefSeq, a predicted model, not a curated record